Ipomoea triloba (trilobed morning glory) is the source of this 1252-nucleotide messenger RNA. RefSeq names its product 1-acyl-sn-glycerol-3-phosphate acyltransferase-like. NCBI's taxonomy places the organism in Eukaryota, Viridiplantae, Streptophyta, Magnoliopsida, Solanales, Convolvulaceae. The record is from RefSeq and is a predicted model, not a curated record. Gene Ontology annotation, molecular function: 1-acylglycerol-3-phosphate O-acyltransferase activity. The transcript has 6 exons. Gene Ontology annotation, cellular component: endoplasmic reticulum; membrane. The coding region runs from base 159 to 1070 and encodes 303 amino acids. Gene Ontology annotation, biological process: phosphatidic acid biosynthetic process.
GGGCGUCUACAUCGUUUGUAUAUACUUAUUGACUUCUUGUUUCCUUAGCUUCUUGCAUACUUGCAAGCAACACUUGACUUGAGCUUGAGCUUCCCUUUUCCGUUUCAGUGAUCUUUGCCCACACUUCCAUAUAACAAUUCUGGAGGCGAGUUGAGGGAAUGGAGAAUUUUGGGGUAGGUACGUUUGUGAGAAGCAGGAGAUUUGGGAGCUAUUUUGAGGCGGGUUCGGGCGUGGAUUUGGAUAAACCUGCAAAAAUAGUUAAGGAGGAGGUGAAGCAGAAGCAGAAAGCAGAGGAUGAUGAUGAUGUAUACGAGGAAGACGAUGGGUGGGUUUCAGUGUUGAUAUCGUGGAUCAGAAUCAUUGUGUGCUUCGUUUCAAUGAUGGUCACCACGUUGAUAUGGGCAUUAAUCAUGCUUCCGCUUCUGCCAUGGCCGUAUCAGAGGAUUAGACAGGGCAAUAUCUACGGCCAUGUCACUGGUAAAAUGUUGAUGUGGAUUCUAGGAAAUCCGAUAAAGAUUGAAAAUGCAGAAUACUGUAAGGAGAGGGCAAUUUAUGUGUGCAAUCAUGCAUCCCCCAUCGAUAUCUUUCUCAUUAUGUGGUUGACCCCUACCGGUACCGUUGGCAUUGCAAAGAAAGAGAUCAUAUUUUACCCACUCUUUGGACAGCUCUAUGUUUUAGCAAACCAUCUCCGAAUCAACCGUUCUAAUCCAACUGCUGCUAUUGAAUCCAUGAAGAAGGCUGCUCGUGCAGUGGUUGAUAACAAUUUAUCUUUAAUCAUAUUCCCAGAGGGUACAAGAUCACAGAAUGGGCGCUUACUGCCAUUCAAAAAGGGAGUUGUGCACUUGGCAUUGGAAACGCGUCUCCCAAUAGUUCCAAUCAUCUUCACAGGGACUCACCUGGCAUGGAGGAAAGGUAGCUUGCAUGUACGCCCAGCUCCCCUCACCAUCAAGCUUCUUCCUCCAAUCAGUACUGAUGAUUGGACGGCUGACAAAACCGGGGACUAUGUAAGAUUGGUACAUGAUGUUUAUGUCAACAACCUGCCGCACUCUCAAAAGCCUCUUGUAGAAUAGCUGGAGUUUCUGGCACAAUCUGUAACUCUGUAAGAAUAUUGCUCUCCAUACAUGUAUUUAUAAUGUCAAGUUCUAUCUAUGCAAUAAUGAUAUAUCAAUUGUCAAUUUAAAAUGGAGUAAGAAUCACUUUUGGUUCUUAAAAUAGUACACUAAUUUGUAAAUCUAGUCACUUUAUUAUACUC